Messenger RNA from Cottoperca gobio, 6150 nucleotides. Its product is annotated as potassium voltage-gated channel subfamily H member 1-like. The record is from RefSeq and is a predicted model, not a curated record. The transcript has 11 exons. The coding region runs from base 79 to 2778 and encodes 899 amino acids. Gene Ontology annotation, biological process: regulation of membrane potential; potassium ion transmembrane transport. Gene Ontology annotation, cellular component: voltage-gated potassium channel complex; plasma membrane. NCBI's taxonomy places the organism in Eukaryota, Metazoa, Chordata, Actinopteri, Perciformes, Bovichtidae. Gene Ontology annotation, molecular function: delayed rectifier potassium channel activity.
CUCAGAUCGUGGACUGGGCCGAUCGUCUACAGCAACGACGGCUUCUGCAAACUGUCCGGUUACCAUCGAGCCGAGGUGAUGCAGAAGAGCAGCACCUGCAGCUUCAUGUAUGGAGAGCUGACGGACAAAGACAUGACUGAGAAGGUUCGGCAGACUUUUGAGAGCUACGAGAUGAACUCUUUUGAGAUUCUGAUGUACAAGAAAAACAGGAUGCCAGUUUGGUUUUUCGUGAAGAUCGCUCCAAUCAGGAACGAGCAGGAUAAAGUGGUGCUGUUUCUCUGCACCUUCAGUGACAUCACCGCCUUCAAGCAGCCAAUCGAGGACGACUCUUCAAAAGGUUGGGGUAAAUUUGCCCGUCUGACUCGUGCGUUAACCAGCAGUCGAGGAGUUCUGCAGCAGCUCACUCCAGCUGUCCAAAAAGGAGAGAACGUCCACAAACACUCACGGCUGGCAGAGGUUCUCCAGCUGGGUUCAGACAUCUUGCCUCAGUACAAACAGGAAACCCCGAAGACGCCGCCGCACAUCAUCCUGCACUACUGCCUCUUCAAGACGACGUGGGACUGGGUCAUCCUCAUCCUCACCUUCUACACCGCCAUCAUGGUGCCCUACAACGUCUCCUUCAAGACCAAGCAGAACAACGUCACCUGGCUGGUGGUGGACAGCAUCGUGGACGUCAUCUUCCUCGUCGACAUCGUUCUCAACUUCCACACCACCUUCGUUGGCCCGGCCGGGGAGGUCAUCUCCGACCCAAAACUCAUCCGCAUGAACUACGUUAAGACCUGGUUUGUCAUCGACCUGCUGUCCUGCCUGCCUUAUGAUGUCAUCAACGCCUUCGAGAACGUCGACGAGGGGAUCAGCAGUCUCUUCAGCUCUCUCAAAGUGGUCCGUCUGCUGCGUUUGGGUCGGGUCGCCAGGAAGCUGGACCACUACAUCGAGUACGGUGCGGCCGUACUGGUUUUACUGGUGUGCGUGUUCGGCCUGGCGGCCCAUUGGCUGGCCUGCAUCUGGUACAGCAUCGGAGACUACGAGGUGAUCGACGAGGACACCAACAGCGUGAGGAUGGACAGCUGGCUGUUCCUGCUGGGGGAGACGGUGGGGACGCCGUACAGGUUCAACGCUUCGGGCUCGGGCCGCUGGGAGGGGGGGCCCAGCAAAGACUCGGUCUACAUCACCUCGCUGUACUUCACCAUGACCAGUCUGACCAGCAUCGGCUUCGGGAACAUCGCACCAAACACGGACGGAGAGAAGAUCUUCGCUGUGGCCAUGAUGAUGAUCGGAUCGCUGCUGUACGCCACCAUCUUCGGUAACGUCACCACCAUCUUCCAGCAGAUGUACGCCAACACCAACCGCUACCACGAGAUGCUCAACAGCGUGCGAGACUUCCUCAAACUCUACCAGGUUCCCAAAGGCCUCAGCGAGAGGGUGAUGGACUACAUCGUGUCCACCUGGUCCAUGUCCAGAGGCAUCGACACCGACAAGGUGCUGCAGAUUUGUCCGAAGGACAUGCGUGCAGAUAUCUGCGUCCACCUCAACAGGAAGGUGUUUAAGGAACACCCGGCGUUUCGGCUGGCGAGUGACGGCUGCCUGCGAGCCCUCGCCAUGGAGUUCCAGACCGUCCACAGCGCGCCGGGUGACCUCAUCUUCCACGCCGGAGAGAGCGUGGACAGCCUCUGCUUCGUGGUGUCGGGGUCACUGGAGGUCAUCCAGGAUGAAGAGGUGGUGGCCAUUUUAGGUAAAGGUGACGUGUUUGGUGACGUGUUCUGGAAGGAGAUGACGUUGGCGCAGUCGUGCGCUAACGUUCGAGCGUUGACCUACUGCGACCUGCACAUCAUCAAACGAGACGCGCUGCAGAAAGUUCUGGCGUUUUACUCCGCCUUCGCAAACCACUUCUCCAGGAAUCUGGUGCUCACCUACAACCUGAGGAAGAGGAUCGUCUUCCGGAAGAUCAGUGAUGUGAAACGUGAGGAGGAGGAGAUGUUGAAGAGGAAGAAUGAGGCUCCUCUGAACCUUCCUCCAGAUCAUCCGGUCCGACGACUCUUCCAGCGUUUCCGGCAGCAGCGGGAGGCACGGCUCGCCACGGAGCGGGUCGAUCAGGAAGGCGGUGAUGUGGAGAAAGGUGUCGUUGCUCUGGGGCCGUCCAGAGGUCCAGAGAUCCUGGCCUCCACCAGUAUAGUCAUGGUGACGGAGAGCCCCGCCACACCCACCACCUCCACAACAUCCAUCCCUUCCUCUUCAUCCAGGACCUCCAGCCGAGUCAUGCUCCACGCUCCGGCCACCCAAAACGGAAACCUGAUCGGCUGCAAAUCCGCGGAGCCGGCCAAAGCUAAAGGCUGGGGACGAUUCAAGGAGUCAGUCGUGAAGGCCGAGUCGUGGAGCAGCGUCUCUAAGGCCGAGUCCAUGGAGACGCUGCCCGAUAGAACUAAGUCUCAGGACGAGUUGUCCCUCAAGAAAACAGACUCCUGUGACAGCGGCAUCACAAAGAGCGACCUCCGUUUGGACAAUGUCGGCGAUGCCAGAACGCCGCAGGAGCAAAGCCCGGUCCCGUCUGACGAGAAGAGGGUCUUCUGUCCGAUACCGGAGCAGAGCAUGCAAGCCCCUUUCCUCGAGCUGAAACAGGAAUUAAGAGGAGACAUCAGAUGUCUCAACAAUCGCAUGGCAGCGCUGGAGACUCAGCUGGCUGAGAUGCUGAGACUUCUCAAAUCCAGGAAGUCGUCAGGCUCCUUCUUCGAGAUCUCGCGGCCUCCUUCCCCCGACUCCGAUAAGGACAGCGUUUCCUAAACAGGACACGGAGUCGGUCUGCAGGAAUCGAACUCGACCCGUUCGGCCUCCUGAUGUCAGAGAAGAUCUUCCGACUGCAGUGUGAAGCUGUGCUGAUGGUCGACGGCGAUAUCACACAAAAGCACAUUAUCACUUUGAUCAAAGAAUAAAGAAAGAGUCAUGAUGGCACCUUCGGUCCCCAGGAGGGGUUAGGCCUUCAUAUGAGUUUUGCAAUAAUAAGAGACGGCUUUAACAUUGUUGUUUUAAACAGGACUUUGGCACUGUGAUGAUAGAAAUCGUGUUCUAAGGGUUCAUUUGGUGGCUUUGACCCGUCUCAUGACGUCUGGUCCACAAAGUCUGUUUAGCUGACACGGGGUGUGUUCAGGGACAAUCAAAGAGGGACAUAUCGCUGUGAUUCAAGUGGACAUGUGGAUCCCAAACCUUAAAAACAGACAAAAAGAUGAUGGCGUCCAUGACAUCACUACUUUCACGUAUCACAGAUUGUGAUUGGUUGUUAAGAGCGUCAAUCAAAAGAUGGACAUUCACUCGUAAAAGGACUUUCAGCUGAUAGUGGUUUGGUUCGGUGGGAUUUAUUACAGAAAAGGCGGCAGAAUGUCCCCCCCCCCCUUCAUGCAGACGUAACACUGUGUUAGAUUUCAGUGAGAAGUCUUUGAUGUUUGGGGUUGGUAGUGUUUUUAUAUCCAGAAUGAAAGACGUGAUGCAGCACAGUGACAAUGAAGCCCUACAUCUAUGUGAUGCUUUCUGCACAGAGCUGGACAAUAGUCUUUACUUUAGUUUGAGUUUUUAUAAAAGUUAACAUGAUUCCAUGUUGAUUCAGCUCUGAAUGGAUCUCAACCGUAAUCUUAUGGCUUCAGUGUGAAGGGUCACACGUCUGCGGAUGCUUCUGAAUUCAAGUGGAAUAUAUUUAAACUCAUUGCAGCUAUUUAAAUCAGGUGUUUUUAAGAAAUGGUUGAUUUAAAAUGAUAUGGUCUAUUACUAAAUCAGCAUGUCAUGUUGGGAAAAGAUCACUCCAGCUGACAGUAAUGUUACUUCCUGUCCUCUUAACUCCUCGUACACAAUGACUAAUUGUAAAAUAAUUUUUUGUCGUCCUCGGUUAUUUAAAGAUACACUUCCUGAUUUUACCCAAUGCCAUCCCAAAUGUCAAAAGUGUCGACCAUUAAACAUUAAAGCUGCAUUAAAGGGCAGAAGGACUCUAAAGCACUCGGUGUGUUCUCUGUUUGAAGGGUGUAGUAAUAUUUUGGGUCGUUGACUUGUAGGUAGAAAGUUUCUGUGCUGAAGGUGAAAGUCAGUCAGUGCCUCCGGCAGAGCUGUUGCAUCUGUCCGUCAGACAUUUGCCUCUUUGUUUUAUAACUUUGCUUCAUUAGUGUUCAGCGGAGCGUCGCUGUCGGACCUGCAGGACGUUGUUUCCUCUCCAGAAGUCGCUGCUUGUUCCUCUGAAGUCUCAGCGGUGACUUAUAGCAACUAAACUACCUGCAGUGCAAACUGUAGGUUUCACCUCUGGACGGCGACAUCUGUUGUCAUGUGGUACGACAACCACACAUUUGUUGCUACUCGCUGGCAGGUUGUGCUUAAGUUAACUGUGACAGAGCAGGCGUAACGUCCUGUUGAGUUGGAGGUGAUGACGGCCAAUAGACUCCCAGGAGAGCCGUGAUUGGCUCGGCUGAGUCUUUCUGUUUGGUCUAUAUGGCUGGCUAGUUCUUCCUGUAGCUUUAGUCUCUUCAUCUGUGCCUCCAUCAAAGUUCCUUUGCAGGAAACCUUAAUAAUUUUAUAUGCAACAGUUUCUCUUUGCAACACGUCUGGUUUCACUCGUCUCUCUCUCCUCCAGUCGUCAGGUCGGGUUAUGUCCAACACGUCUUGUCAGUUGUUUUGAUGACAUCAGCAUUUUAGAUUUCAAACCAAAAUAGAUCGAGAACUUUGGUCAGAAAUGGAGGAAGCUUCACCUCUAUAUGUAGAAACCUUCCUCUACAAGAAAGACGCAGCCUGUCAGUCAACACACAGGGGUUAAUGGUACAAAUACAAACCCUUGAGUUAUUGUGACGUGCUUCCAGGUUGACUGAGCGUCUCCAAACAUGUUUAAUAAUGAACUUCAGCGCUGAUCUCCGCCACAUUUACGUCGUUCUUUCCUGUCUUUCUGUGAAUCCCUCCUGUGUGGUCGAUAGCUUCACCUCGAGCACCACCACAUCUGCCCGUCACGCCCACACAACACCAGUGUGUUCAAACUGUAGUUGUCUCUGAAACACAGGAAGACACCAGGAGUUUGGGUUUACUGCUCGUCACCGUCUGCAGACUGAAAAUGAUGGCCAAAGAGGGUCGAGCUGAGGUAGGAGUGUGAUAGGCUGACAGACCCGUCAAUCAAGGUAAAAACACCACACAAAAUGUUACUAUCUUCUUUAUGGCACAUUCAUUCUGAAACCAGAAGAAGUGGAGUUAUCUCCUGAGAGCUGAACUUGUGUUAAGACUUUGUUGAGAGAAGUUGAGGUUUUCCAAUCCACCUCAGUAGAAGCGGUGCAUCUUGUAGCGGCAUCUAGUGGACGUUAGAGGAACUGCAGCCGCGAUCUGCGUGUGGCGUACAUUUUCUUCAUCUUCCUCCAGUGUGUCAGCGAGUGUCUGAGUGGACCAAAUGUAUGAUCCAAUGAACACAUCUGCCCAAAUGUAGCAUAAACAAUGACAACAUGUUCAUUUGGAGUUUAUCCGGUUCUUUAAUGUAAAUUCAAUUCAAGUCUAUUAAAAACUUUAUUUGUCCCCCGGGGGCAAUUUGUAGUUAAGCUUCAACACUUCUGACACCAUUAAAAUGCAGAUAUUAAGUAAAUCAGAUUAAUAAUAUAGAAUAUAUCCUGCUAUCCUGCAGCUUUAAGUUUAGUGUCUGUAAACAUACACCACCUGAGAAGAAAGAAGACGUGCGUUCGUCUUGUUAUCUCGUGUCCCGUGUGAUUAUAACAGCGUCUGAUGAGAGACUGGUUGUUGUUUGUGUAACUUUGUGUGUCUCACGAUGUCCACGAGCACCGCCGGUAUCGGCACUGAUGCACUUUGGUGUUCUCUGCACGACGCUGGUGUCUGAACCUUUUGUUCUUUUCUUUAAAGAAAGACUGAAACGAGCUGACUCUUAAACAUGUCGGAGGAUAUACCGUCUGCUAUCGGUCACUUGUAUGUAACGACCGUCGUGCGUGCAUGAAGAGCGCAAUGUUAAAAUGUUUCUUUUCAAUGUCACGUAUGCGCCGGGCUGGAAACGCUUGAGGGGAAACUUGUAACCACAGAUAUAUAUUCUUAUUUCUGUUCUUCACUUAUCGUCAGGAAUGAAAACUGUAUCAGCACAAAGAUAUUUCUAAAAAGCAUCACAUCAAAUGUCAACAAUAAAUGAUUUCAUACUUUGUA